AUGAGCAAGCUUACACUUAUAGUUGUACUUCUCCUUGGAUUCUCAUGCGGAAGCGAACUCUAUGUCCCACAGUCGUUCUCUGCGGUCGACUACCAAGGUUUUCAGACUUUCAUCCAAGCCGUCAUGCAAACUUUCGAAGGCUCACAGUAUACCAUGCCAAGCACCUGCCUUAGCCAGACAGUCGUUUACCAGCUGGAUCACGACAUUGUGGCUGCCUUCUUUGCAAUUUCUAAAGGACAGACCAAAGCUGCCAUCGAGAGCUUUGUGGACUUCGCUCAAGAUUUGGCCACAAACGCAGGGUCAUCAUGUGGACUUGAAGAAAUCCCAGAAUCAUGGACCUACACCAUCAAGACAAACGGAAAAUGGAAGAUGAUCAAUGACGUCGUAUAUCACCACACCAUGUUUACCAAUGAUCUCUUAUUCUCUCCCAUCUUAUUGAACCGAUCGCUAUUAUUAGAUGAAAGAUGAGGAUAAAAUAUCUGAAAAAAAUUAUAAAAAAGCUAUAUUUUGUAUUAAAACUGUGUAGGAGCGAUUAUAUGGUAAUAUAUAGAAAAUACUACUAUCAAAGAUAGGUAAUUAGAUAUGAGACAGGAUAGGGAACGUGCUGGAUAUAUAAUCGUGGAUAGUAAUUUCUUAAAUUUGAGGUUUAGUUCGAUCAAGGAUGGGAGGUUAGGAGUUUUCCAGAGCCUUCUUAAGCUCGAAUACCAACAAGCUGGAACUGAUCUUGGAGCCAUGCUCAAGAUUUUCUUAAUCCCAGCUCCUCUUAAGCUGGCCUCAGCUCUUUCUUUGGCUCCUGUAGCUUUUAGAGAUAUUGGUUGUAUAAUUUUUUUUUUCUAAAAAAAAAAUUUUGAAAGAAAUAUAUUAAAUUCAAUUUUUUCUAAAAAUAAUAAUCCCUUUCUUCACCAAAAAAAAAUAUAAAAUGGUGAUGUCGACGGAAAUUGGACUCCGAGGCUCACCUCCUAUGGAGCUGGUAGGACCCAUUGCUGAUGAAGCUGAAGAUACAGGUCUCAUUCCUGUCCUAAGUAGGCCUUCAGUUGUGGGGAAGCCGUGCCGAAGAGGAAGUUUUAUUUCUCCCCCGAAGGUUUUCCCUGUCCCUGCCAGACGGGCUAGACAGGUUUUUCCUACCACAUGGUCUUCCUUCAUCGGGACCAUCGGGGCACUCAGACAGAAGUGGCUCUGCCCAAAGGAGCUGAUCCUUUGGACAGGUGGUUUUGACCAGAAAUCAAGAUGGCGUCGGGCCUGGGAGUAUGGCCACAUCAGAACCCGACCGGGUGUCGUCUUUCGAGCUGAGGUGUUGAGGUCAGUGGCUCAGCCGCUUAUGGCCUUACAAAACUAACUUAACUUAACUUUCUUCACCAAGCGCACAAAACUUCAUUGAUGGAAUUUUGACUGGCCUUGAAGUAAACUCAGCUCAACCAGGCACUUGCUACCCAGUUUUGGUCUCCACCACAAGCUCAAUCUUCAACAUCCUUUCAGACGCAGUUAACGUUUUUACUGGAAAAUCAAGCGGAAUCAAGAAAAUCUUCGAAGAUUUCGAUGUUGUCAUGAAGAACCUCGAAAAAGACCAAGAAAACUGCGACUUCAGCCCACUCUUUGUUCAGCUUGACAAACUCUAUACCUUAGCUGGCUGGCAAAUGGUCCUCAAAAAUUAUGUUGCUAAUGGAGCUGCCGUCUAUCAAAGCACCCAAGUUAUUGAGACCUGCAAGACUGACUAUACAGCAUGCGGAAACGCAUUUGGCACUAUUUUCAAGCUCUUGAUCGGAUGGGGACUUCAGUAA
Molecule: messenger RNA, 1778 nt
Organism: Blepharisma stoltei
Lineage: Eukaryota; Ciliophora; Heterotrichea; Heterotrichida; Blepharismidae
Source: the annotation of a GenBank genome assembly